CACCUUCAAUGUUAAAACUCCACAAUUAAACCGGCUAAGGGGGGGAAAACAGGAGAAGACAAAAAGCCGCUUUCGUAAUUCCUUUACGCACCAUUCAGUGAGCCAAUAACGGAAUACAAGGGGACAGACAGAUUCAGGCAAUACUUCAUGUUAUGAAGCGAGAAUGAGUCGCGCAGAAGACAUCGGGAGCAAGUGCUCGUCCGGCCCGAUUUCCAGCUUUACCAUCCAGUCUAUUCUUGGCACGCCGUCCGAUCCGCCGCGCUCCGUAAACAAGGAGCUCGCGAAGGGGCCGCCGCCGCCACCGCCGCGGAGGCGCUCCCUGUCGGUGUCCUCCGAGGAGGAUUGCAGCGGCGGGGAGGACUCGGCGGACUGCUUCUGCUCCGACACCGGUCACAGCGAGCCGUGCACCAGGCACCAAGCCCACAAAUUCUGUAUAGGUCCCGGUAAAGGACUCCUCUCUAGGAAUGCGGGGCUCGCGCGGCGGCCGCACCUGCCUCAGCCUCUGCUGCAGGAUUACAAGGAGGAGAAGGAGAGACCGUGCCAUCAAAUGUCGCCGCUGUCGGAGGAGAGACACACGGACGCUGCGGACAAGCAGGGCAACUCGGCCAAGAAGAAGACGCGCACGGUUUUCUCCCGGAGCCAGGUGUACCAGCUGGAGUCCACCUUCGACAUGAAGCGGUACCUGAGCAGCUCGGAGCGGGCCUGCUUAGCCUCCAGCCUGCAGCUGACUGAGACUCAGGUCAAGACGUGGUUUCAGAACCGGAGGAACAAAUGGAAACGGCAGCUAUCAGCCGAACUGGAGGCGGCCAACAUGGCCCACGCGUCCGCACAGACAUUAGUAGGGAUGCCGCUGAUUUUCAGAGAUAACUCCUUUCUGCGUGUUCCGGUUCCCCGGUCCAUCGCCUUUCCGACGCCCCUUUAUUACCCGGGGAGCAACCUUUCAGCGUUACCUUUAUACAACCUGUAUAACAAGAUCGAGUACUGAUGGACUCUGCUGUAUAUGUGUACCACUGCAGUCCACGUUAAGACGCAUUACAAAACAAUACAACAUUCUUAUAAGUGUCUCCACAUAACCCCUGUAUAUUAAUUGUAUCACUUUAUUUGUCGAGGAACUCGUUAUUAUGCAGCAACUGUACGUCUCCCAUGAAAGCAACUAAGCUUAAUUGUAUAAAAUACACCAUGUGUAUAAUUAAUUACAAUAAUUUUGUUGUACUUUUAUUUUAUUUCUCCUCCUUGAGCUGAUACAAUUAUGGAGUUUACCAUUCAUAUACCAAGAAAAAAAUGGAUUCCACAAAAAGUGCUUUUACAGUGUUUAUAUUCAUAAUUGGUUUGCCACAUAUAUUGCAGCAGCAACAUUUUAUUUCACCUGACAGGAAACGCAUUAUUAUUCUAUUGAA
Messenger RNA from Pseudoliparis swirei, 1397 nucleotides. It is a transcript of the gene hmx2, whose product is annotated as H6 family homeobox 2. NCBI's taxonomy places the organism in Eukaryota, Metazoa, Chordata, Actinopteri, Perciformes, Liparidae. Gene Ontology annotation, molecular function: RNA polymerase II transcription regulatory region sequence-specific DNA binding; DNA-binding transcription factor activity, RNA polymerase II-specific. The record is from RefSeq and is a predicted model, not a curated record. The transcript has 2 exons. Bases 164 to 985 code for a protein of 273 amino acids. Gene Ontology annotation, biological process: regulation of transcription by RNA polymerase II. Gene Ontology annotation, cellular component: nucleus.